Messenger RNA from Peromyscus californicus insignis, 6026 nucleotides. RefSeq names its product SIX homeobox 4 (gene Six4). Gene Ontology annotation, biological process: regulation of transcription by RNA polymerase II. Bases 1 to 2328 code for a protein of 775 amino acids. Gene Ontology annotation, cellular component: nucleus; transcription regulator complex. The record is from RefSeq and is a predicted model, not a curated record. NCBI's taxonomy places the organism in Eukaryota, Metazoa, Chordata, Mammalia, Rodentia, Cricetidae. Gene Ontology annotation, molecular function: DNA-binding transcription factor activity, RNA polymerase II-specific; RNA polymerase II cis-regulatory region sequence-specific DNA binding. The transcript has 3 exons.
AUGUCCUCUUCCUCCCCCACCGGGCAGAUUGCAAGUGCGGCGGACAUCAAGCAGGAGAAUGGGAUGGAAAGCGCCUCAGAAGGACAGGAGGCGCACCGAGAAGUGGCGGGGGGCGCGGCGGCUGGGCUGAGCCCCCCGGCUCCAGCCCCUUUCCCUCUGGAGCCGGGGGACGCCGCGGCUGCCUCCAGGGUAAGCCGGGAGGAAGGGGCAGCGGCGGCGGGAGCGGCCGAUCAGGUACAACUCCACUCGGAACUUCUGGGCAGGCACCAGCACACAGCCGCCGCGCAGCCCCCUCUGGCCUUCUCGCCGGACCAUGUCGCCUGCGUGUGCGAGGCGUUGCAGCAGGGGGGCAACCUGGACCGCCUGGCCCGGUUCCUGUGGUCCCUGCCCCAGAGCGACCUGCUACGUGGCAACGAGAGCCUGCUGAAGGCGCGAGCGCUCGUGGCCUUCCACCAGGGCAUCUACCCUGAGUUGUACAGCAUCCUCGAGAGCCACAGCUUCGAGUCGGCCAACCAUCCGCUGCUGCAGCAGCUCUGGUACAAGGCGCGCUACACCGAGGCCGAGCGAGCGCGCGGCCGGCCGCUGGGCGCCGUGGACAAGUACCGGCUGCGCAGGAAAUUCCCCUUGCCCCGCACCAUCUGGGACGGCGAGGAGACGGUGUAUUGUUUCAAGGAGAAGUCGCGCAACGCGCUCAAGGAGCUCUACAAGCAGAAUCGCUACCCCUCGCCCGCCGAGAAGCGGCACCUAGCCAAGAUCACCGGCCUCUCCCUCACCCAGGUCAGCAACUGGUUCAAGAACCGGCGGCAGCGCGACCGGAACCCCUCCGAGACCCAGUCCAAAAGCGAAUCCGAUGGCAACCCCAGCACUGAAGAUGAGUCCAGCAAGGGACAUGAGGAUCUGUCUCCUCACCCACUUUCGGGUGCAUCUGAUGCCGUCACCAACCUCAGCCUUUCUAGCCACAUGGAACCGAUAUAUAUGCAACAAAUUGGGAAUGCUAAGAUAUCGUUGAGCUCUUCUGGAGUUUUGUUGAAUGGAAACUUGGUACCUGCAAGUACUUCACCUGUCUUCCUUAAUGGUAAUUCUUUUAUUCAGGGACACAAUGGAGUUAUCCUUAAUGGACUGAACGUGGGAAAUACACAGACGGUGUCGCUGAACCCACCAAAAAUGUCCUCGAACAUUGUGAGCAAUGGCAUAGCCAUGUCGGACCUCUUGGGGUCUGCCUCCCAGGAUGUGAAAGAAUUCAAAGUUCUCCAGAGUUCUGCUGUGAACUCAGCGGCCCCCAUCUCCUACAGCCCUAGUGCUCCUGUGCCGUUCCCAGGGCUGAUACCCUGCACUGAAGUGAAGAGGGAAGACGUCCAGACAGUGGCCUCCCAGGACGGGGGCUCUGUGGUGACUUUUACUACACCAGUGCAAAUUAACCAGUAUGGCAUUGUCCAGAUCCCUAAUUCCGGAGCAAACGGCCAGUUCCUCAAUGGAGGCGUUGGAUUCUCUCCUCUGCAGCUGCCUCCUGUCUCAGUAGCAGCUUCACAAGGUAAUAUUUCAGGAAACUCAAGCACUUCAGAUGGAGGCACGUUUACAAGUGAGUCCAGCACGGUCCAGCAUGGCAAACUUUUCCUGAGCCCUCUUGCUCCCAGCGCAGUGGUCUACACUGUCCCUAAUUCAGGCCAGACUGGAGGAGCUGUGAAACAGGAAGGCUUAGAAAGAGGCCUGGUUUUUUCUCAGCUGAUGCCUGUCAGUCACAACGCACAAGUAAAUGCAAGCCUAUCUCCUGACGAUGUCUCCGGGAGUGGCCUCCAUCCCCUGGCCUCUCCGCUAGUUAACGUGUCCCCGGCUCACAGUUUUUCCCUGUCUCCCCCUACACUACUAAAUCCCACUGAGCUGAACUCUGACAUUGCUGAGAGUCAGCCCCUGUCCGCACCUGUGGCAAGUAAAUCUACUGGGACAUCUGUCGGCAACACCAACUAUGCAGCCCUUCAGAACUGUCCCCUUAUUACCGGUCAAGACCUACUGUCAGUCCCUAUGACUCAGGCUGCCCUGGGGGAGAUUGUUCCUACAGCUGAAGAGCGGGUGGGGCAUGCCUCGCCAGCGGUACACCAGGAUUUUGUCAGAGAGCAUCGCUUGGUUCUGCAGUCAGCAGCCAACCUAAAAGAGAAUUUCCUCCAAAAUUCUGAGACCAAAGCAACGAACAACUUAAUGAUGCUGGACUCCAAAUCCAAGUAUGUCCUGGAUGGCAUGGUUGAAACUGUCUGCGAAGAGCUGGGAACAGAUAAAAAGGAGCUGGCCAAGCUCCAAACUGUCCAGUUGGAUGAAGAUAUGCAAGACUUAUAAGCCCGAUUCACUACGCACAUACCCCUUCUCUCCUUCAUCAGCAGCAACUUUUUUUUUUUUCCUCUGUGAAGCCCUGAGGAUGAAGAGCCUUUACUCAUUUAGAGGAAAGCACUCAACUUGUGGGAGUAUCUGGAUUGAUCUGCAUGAAGAUCAUAGUUAAGCAUACAGGAGUGGAACUACAUUGCUGAUGCCUUUUCUGUUCACAUCAUGUCCACUUCUUUAAAUAUACGGCGACGAGGCAACAAGUGAAGAGUAUCAAACCACCAUAUAUCAUGUAGUCAGCAAUAUAAUUCUAAGGUUGAAAUGGAACGUGACAGUAUUUUAAAUUUAAACUGUAUACACCUAACUUAGAAAAUUAAAUAAUAGCUACAGGCUCUUAGAAGCAAUGCGGUUGUUUUUGUUUGUUUGUUUGUUUGUUUACUUUUACUCCAUGGGCAUUGAGGUGGUUAAGAAACAAUGGUACUCCAGAUUAUUAUAAGGGUAUAUUUUUCGAAUUAAGUAGCUUAUAUAUGCGUGUGUUUGUGUGUCCAUACACACAUUCAUCGUUUUCAGCAUUUAGGGGAAAGGCUUGGUUUUAAGUCUCUACGAGUUUCCAAAUGUGAUUGCUGAUAGAUAAAUGUGGCAGAGAGUUUGGAACUCCACUCAACUCUGACACAACUUGGGUAUGAAUGUAAAUAUGCCAGUUCUAUAAGUAGGAUUUGAGUAAGUACGGUGAAUUUUUAUUUAUACCAUGUAUGUCUCUCUUAGUCUUCAGGCACUAUGAACUGAAAAGAAAAAUGUUUUCUUACUGUUUAAUUUAUAUUUAUUGUUUGAGCAGGAAUAGAACAUCUUUGUUUUCAACCGAGUUUUAUUUUUUUUGUGAUUUGUAUCAAGAGGCUCUCAAGGUCAAUGUUAACACUGAAACAGGAACUUUUAACCCCUAAUACUGGAAUUUUGGUACUUCUUGACAUAUCCUUCUUUCUUUAGAAACUUUGAUUCAUUUAAAUAUGUUUUUUAUAGACUCCUAUGUGCCUUUUUACCUUGUGGCCUUUUUAUUAGCAGUAAGGAACAGAAGUGUUGAUGGCUCUUUUGUACCAUCCGACAGGGUUAAGUUUACUGCGGAACCCCUUCCUAUGCAGAGGACUUAAGUGUCACUGAAUGGCAUGUGUAAUGCUUGUCAUGCAAAUGGUAAACAAUUAAGCUUUGAUGCUCUUCAUUACAAUGAAAGUUAAAAAAAAAAAAAAAAGCAUGGCAGACCAUGAAACAUCAAUUCUGCAGGUUAUGAAAACAACCAUUUUUUUUAAAGUAAACAAAAUAUACUUAAAUUAUAUUAAACAAAAUUCCAUCUCGUUGAAGCUUCCUUCUCGAUGUUUUGAAUUGGUUGGUACACCGUGACACGUGACUGUUGCCUGUCCUAUGUCAUCAUGUCUCCAUUACAGAAGCAAAUCCUUUGUGUUUCUGCAGGAUGGUCUCUUGUAUGAUGUUGUUGGCUGUGUUUAAAAGUUUUAGCAGGACUCGGAACCCAAGAUGUGACAAUUCAAAUGCCUUCAUGCCGCUAGUACAGCGUAUCUCAGAUUUAAGAGAGUGUGAUCUUUUCAAAGGUGACUUUCAGUGUUAAGCAUAAAGAUGGUACCAUACCCUGUUUUCUUUAAGAAGAGAGAAAGAGCUACUUGAUUGCUGGCAUGCUCCUCAUCUGAGCCUCUCCAGGAAGGGUCACCGAGUGUUUAGCAUUUGCUGUUAUUACAAAGGGAACUUUCAGUCUAGAUAAAGAGCCCUAUGAAGAAUUCCUUGCCAUCAUUUUGAUUUAAAAAAAAAAAAAGCUUAAGUCCCAUUUUUGUGAAAUUGGUGAAUAUCCCUCAGUUUCUGAAGUAUGUGAUUUGGGCCGGAGGUUGUUCGCUUUGGAGUUUUUGUUUUGUGUAAACAAAGGCAGUUGUUUUUGUGUGGUCCUUGGUCUUCCACUCUGCCAGUGCUUUCACAGCGUGAUUGUCCCCAUCUCUCUCCCGGAUGUGUGCUGGCCAUGUUACUGUGAUUAGUUCCAUGGUCUUGUAGUAUAGUUUACAUAAAAAUGAUAUUUUCCACUAGACUGCUGCAGAUAUCAAGAGUUAGUUAUUUUAGAAUACCUGUCUGGUAAGGGAAGUGGGAAAGUCAAAAAGUUAUAUGAGAGGUGGGUGUGGAUGCGCGUGCGUGUGCGUGUGUGUGUGUGUGUGUGUGUGUGUGUGUGUGUGUGUGUGUGUGUAUUAGAAAACUUUCAUAUAUCUAAUGAAAGUAUCUCUUUUAUUCCGAGUUCUUCCUCUUUUUCUCCCUAUGAAAAAGAAAAGAGAGCACAAAACUAAAUACUUACCUAGGAAAUGUAUUCAUAUUCCAACGCGAUGUGCUUCUAACCUUGCAGUUACUCCAGGUAGCUAUACAAUCCACCAGGUAAGAAUCAGCGCACAUUAUAAGAACUUACUGUUCUUGUCUAUUCUUUCAGUAAAAUAAGGGCCAUUUGAUAUGUAGCCCGUGUAUAUGUGAAUGGAAUAAGAUAAACCCCAGGAUCUCCUUGCACAGAAUUGCAACUGACCUUUUUUUUUCAAUACCAAGGGCCAGCCUCUGAGCCCUUGGAGUCCAUAUGGCAGAAUAUCCUUUUUACAUAAACAAUUGCUUGAAGAUGCUGCAAAUUCCCCCCCCCCCCCCCCAUGCUUCGGGAAGAGGAAUCAGAAUAGGGGUAAAUAACUCCCUUGGAACAUCAACCCCUGCUGCUGGCUGUGGGAUUUUUGGUGUCAGCCUAUCUAUGCACUCUAUAGCCAGAAUUGGCAUUCAGCUCUUAGUUACAUCUAGUAGAGAGGAUGGUCUAGCAUUCAAAGGAGGUGCAUUUUCCCCCCAAACAAGCAAAAGCACCUGUGUGUUGUACUGCGUAAAUAUCUCAUGUAGAUUUAUAGUAAAGACUGACUUAUAUGUGUUUUGGUGCCUUUCUUGUGUUGUGAAAGGCAGGUAGAUGUUAUAGCCAUAGAUUUUCUUUUUAAAAAUCCAUAGUUGAAUUGCACACUGACCUUAACUCUCUCUGUAUGUACCCUUGUUAUCCUGCAUGUUAAAAAGUUGGGUUAUUGGGCAUGUGUAGCAGACUAUCUUGCUACAUUCUCAAUGUGUGUGCAUUAGUAUAUAACCACAAGUCCUUCAUUCUUUAAAAUGUUUUCACAGGUCACCUCAUGAAAAUAAUUCAGGAAAUCUGUGGGGAAAAUAAUUAUAUUUUACAAAGGCAGUUUCAAAGUCUUCCUAAAACUUAGGUGAUAGAACCUAAUGGUUAUUUUAUGUCUAACUGAUACAUUUCAAUUUAAUUAAAUAUUAUCACCAUAUAUUUUAUUAAUCAAAAUUAUAUAGCAUGUGACUCUUGGCUUUCAGGGUUUCUCAAAAAAAAAUGUACCAUUUUGUUGCAUGUACUGUAUGUAUAGAGGCAACCGGUUGUGUACUCAGUAUGGUUUUACUGUGCCUUACAUGAAGAGAAACCACACAGAAUGUAUAAUGUGGGGUGGGGAACAGAGCCUCUACUGCACUGUUAGGUGAUGGCACACAGCAUGUCCCAGAACAUUUCUGUGCUUAAUUACCCAACCAAAGAGAUCUAGAGUAUGUAUGUUGUACUGUAAUGGGGGGUUAUGCCUGGACAAUUAAGUGUUUUAUUUGUUUUCUGAAAUGAUGUGAACUUAUUUUUCUAAACACUAUGCUGAAUAAACUUUAUAUUUAUA